CAGUACCAUCACUCAUCACAAGAUUUCUGAUGGUAUUCCAUUGAAACGACUAUUGUUAUGUUCAUCAUGUUGUAUUCCGAUGAAUUUUGAUCACUGGAUGCAGAUACCGCGGUAACUGACAGUCUGGCCACGCUUGGUUGACUGGGGCCUAGGCCCUUAGCCGCCACUUGCCACACUCUUUAGUUGGCAGUAGUACUUGCUACCUUCGUGAUAAUAAUAAUCUAGUUUUACUGGUUGUGAGACAGUCACAUACACUGUGCACUGUAGUCUUUGCCCAUGCGUCAUGCCGAGAGGGCAGCGGCACGCACACAGUGGAAGCGCUAGCCUACCCGACCACGUGAAGUUGGCAGACCGCCUUGGCAUUUUAAAAGAUCUAAAAGAUGAUACUGUGGGAAAGCUGAAAGCGCGGUGCUUCACUGAAGAGAAAUGUGCUUCUGCAGUGCGUAUUCUUGAGGAACUGUUGGUUGAGGUGAAAGAUGGUGCUGAGUUGGAGGAUGUGAUGCUAUCGUUCAAAGCCAAGAUCAUCGCAGCAGAUGCAUGCAAUGAGAUGAACAAGAUGAACUGCUUUGAUCUGCUGAAGGAACUAGACACAACACUGGUGAAGCACUUUGAGCUGUACCGCUACUUUCUGACGUGCAGACGUGAGAUAAAACUGGAGGUUGCCAGCUGUGCAGUGGUGCGACCAUUACAAUCACCUGAACUUACCCGCAAGGCCACUCAGCAGCGCACCCUUGACGCCAUUGCAGUCAUAGAGGAGGACUUCCAAAGGAAGAAAAUGGAUGUGAUUGAGGAAACUGCCAAGGAAAGGGAUCAAGCCCUCGCCAGAGCGCUGCUCACUGAUGACCGCGGCUCCACGCCAAUGACGCAACCACUGGGGCGCAAGGAUGAGAGUGAGCUGGCGGCGAUGACGCUGAAGCCAGAUCGCGCGUUUGGCCAGAAUCCUGAGAAGACGGAUGCCGGUAUGCGCCAGUCCAUUGCAGUCAGUGAGAUUGUGCAGGACAUUGUCGAGAACACGGUCAAUGUCCACUGCGACCUGACAGGCGCCCAGGUGAAAGAGCUGGUGUCCCUGGCGAUUUUAGAAGCUGAGAAGGACGUCGAGGUGGCUAUCGUAACUCCACGGGAGUGAGCUUAGUAAACUGCUGGAGCAAAUUGAAACAACCUACAAGUACUUGGACUGGAACUGACUUAUUGGUCUUGAGUAGAAUAUCAUAGUCACCCUGAUUUACUCGUAUGAUGUGAGCACAUUUUAGCACAUUUCCCACGUUGCUCUCCCGUCUUCGAGUGAUCCGUGUGCACUAGUUUGAAAAGUAAGAGUCUCGCUCGCAAUGAAGUAUAAUCAGGUGGGAAGCGCACACCUCUGCUGUGUGAUAGCACUAUAUACCUCAAACAUGUUCCAGUACUAGGCAGACGCCGUCUUGAGUAUUAUAAUAAACUGCAGCACUGGGUAUUAUUCACCCAAACCAUGAGUAAAACCACAUUUUGAAAUUUCUAUAUUAAUUUUGCUAUGAUCAUUCCCGUAAAUCAACUAGGUUUUUAAUGUCCGGUUUGUGAGCUGCAAACUUUUGUACUUGAUAAUUAAUUAUCUCCCUGGAUAACACCUGGAUGUAACCAGUCGUGUCCAGCAAAACCGUACAAACAUUGCAGCCAUAUGUCAUGGUUUAUGCUUGUGGCAUUGUGUGUAGGGACUUCACAUCUAAUGUCCUACAUUGCCGUAGGUAUCUUUAAUUCCCGUAGCUAUGCAAAGGACGCCAGAGUCCACACCGCUCUCUCUCUCUCCCUCUCUCUCUCUCUCUCUCUCUCUCUCUCUCUCUCUCCCUCUCUCUCUCUCUCUCUCUCUCUCUCUCCCUCUCUCUCUCCCUCUCUCUCUCUCUCUAUCUCUCUCUCUCUCUCUCUCUCUCUCUCUCUCUCUCUCUCUCUCUCUCUCUCUCUCUCUCUCUCUCUGUAGCUCUCUCCUGUAUGAAAUUCACUUCCAUAGAAUUGGGCACCAUUGCCCGUUUAGCCUUGCAAAGUAAAAUAAAAAUCAACAACAGCAAGUGCUGUACUCCUUGAAUCCUGUACCUGUACAGACAGAAGUGUGCUACUGAUUAAUUUUAGCAUGAUUACUGAAUCCGCUAGUCUUUCUUCAGAUUCUUGGCAUUAAAUUUUUUUGGUAUUGAGAUAUUGUGUCAUUAUGUAAGCACA
This is a messenger RNA of Sycon ciliatum, 2181 nucleotides long. RefSeq lists its product as uncharacterized. The record is from RefSeq and is a predicted model, not a curated record. The transcript has 5 exons. The coding region runs from base 284 to 1126 and encodes 280 amino acids. NCBI's taxonomy places the organism in Eukaryota, Metazoa, Porifera, Calcarea, Leucosolenida, Sycettidae.